Messenger RNA from Camelina sativa (false flax), 3492 nucleotides. RefSeq lists its product as uncharacterized. Gene Ontology annotation, cellular component: Ino80 complex. Lineage: Eukaryota; Viridiplantae; Streptophyta; Magnoliopsida; Brassicales; Brassicaceae. The record is from RefSeq and is a predicted model, not a curated record.
AAAAAAAAAAAAAAAUCCUCUUUUGCCUUAUCUUCCUUCUUCCUCCCCAAACAAAUCUCCCAUUCUCUUCUCUUCUCUGCGGCCGUUGAGUCGUCUCUCUGUCCAGGUAUACUCACCCUUGCUUCAAGUGCUCUUAGGGUUUUCUCCAAUCACCCCUCAAUUCCAUCAUCACCCAAUCUCUUCUUCAAUUGAAUUCGGACUUGGGUUUUCUUGCUUUCACCCCUUCCCCCUGAUUGUAUCUCUUUCUUCCUCGAUCUCUCUUUCGUGGGUUUUGUGUUAGAUAGAACAAAAAAAGAUUGGGUUUUUUCCGACACAAUCGAUCAUCGAAUUAGCCAUUCGCCGCUGUCUUCUCAAUCAGCCGUAAAAAAUGGCAGCUGAUCAGAGGAGAAAGCGGAUGAACAGUGCCAAUGUUAAUGGUUUCAGUUCAAGGGAGCAUUAUAGAGCUAAAAGGAAAAAGAUUGGAUCAUCAUCACCUGAUGGUGCUUUGCGUUCCGGUGAUCACAUUAGUCUUGAAUGGGACCGUAACAGAAGUAAAGUAGUCUCUAAGAAGGAACAAGUUGGUUUGAGUUUUAGGCAUCUUCGAGACUUUGUUGAUGUUGUUCCUCCUAGAAGGAAUAUCUUGGCACAAGUAUGCCCCGUUCCCCAUGAGACUUUCCAGUUGGAAAAUUUGUCAGAGGUGCUUUCUAAUGAGGUUUGGCGCUCUAGUCUAUCUGAUGGGGAAAGAAAUUAUCUGCGGCAAUUUCUCCCUGAUGGAGUUGAUGUGGAGCAAGUUGUACAAUCAUUACUCGAUGGGGACAAUUUUCAUUUUGGAAAUCCUUUUCUUGAUUGGGGAAGUGAUGUCUGCUCCAGCAAAGCUCAUCCAGAUCAAAUUGUAUCUAGAGAGGAAGGCUUGAGGGAUGAUAAAAGGAGAUACUAUUCGGAUUUAGAGAAAUACCAUCAUGAUAUUAUAGAUUAUUUGCAGACGUUGAAGGAGAAGUGGGAAACCAGCAAAGAUCCAGAGAAGGAUGUUGUCAACAUGAUGUGCGGGAGAUCAAGAGGGGCCAGUGCACAUGUAAAUGGUAGCUGCCAGGAUCUAACUGCUACCUCAGAGUCGAGUUCCGGGACUGCGGAUGAGAAACCAUACAGUAGUGAUAAUAAGAUUUCUUCGCUUGUCAGGACUGGAGAGGUUCAGAGAAGGUCCAAGAGCUCUGCUUUAGAGAAAGAAAAAUCUCAAAGUCCCUUGAUUGCUCGAGAUAAUGUCGUAAACGCAGGCGUCAAAGCUAGAAAGAAGGACACGCUACCGAAACAUAGCAUUCAGCAAACUGAUGGGGCUAAAUACAUGUCCUACCUUAAGAUAAGCAAGAAGCAGCAUCAGAUUGUCACAAGCAUGAAGCAGUCUGGUAAAAGCAUUCAAUCAAGAGCACUUAAUCGAAUCUUGGGUAGCAUCAAUAAUUUGGAUGUUCAACCAUACGGAGUGUUUGUGGAAGAAGAAGAGAAGAAACUAAACGCUCACUGGCUACAACUGGUUAAAGAUCUUCCUGCAGCAUAUGCAAUAUGGCAAAAGCUACAGUUACAGAAACGAGAUAUAAUCAGCUCUGUGGGAAGAGAACUGAAGGACAAACUCAAUCCAUGGAUGGAGGAUAAACAACAACUGUACGCUGCAGAAAACCCUCUGCAGAAGCAUGAUGUUCAAUACGAUGAUCAAGAAAGUUUGAACACUAAUCAGAGUGAUGAUUUGACGCCAGACGUUGAAGAUUCUGUCAUUUUCAGUCAAGUUUCUGGCAAGAAUCACUCCCCUUUAAAGGAUUCUUUGUCUUAUGGUGACCAAAUCACAGAUUCAGGUCGCUGCUUGCAAGUUGGCACAUACCCAUCGCAGGUUUCGUCACCAGAUAGUGGCAAUAACAUCAAUCUGAAGGAUAGAGAAGAGAAACAAUAUUCUUCUCCUUCUCCUUGUUCUCCCAGCAGGUGUCAUGGCCUUAUCCAAACAGAGGUUGAAGCAAAUGAUUAUUCCAGCUCUAUACAAGGUCAGUCUCUCCCACAGGCUUCAUUUCCAAGUGAGCCCCAUGCGACAAUUCUCGAUGAUGCAAAUCCUGUAGGCAAGCACUGUGUAUCAGACCUAGAGAAUGCUUCGUCAGACCAGAGGAUUCCUUGUAUUACUUCAAGCCAUGGAGAAGGUUCGCAGUUUUGUUCUGGUGGAGAUGUGUGGGAGCCAGAGGGAGGAAUAAGACAGUCCUACAUUAGCCGCCAAGCUUACACCCCUAGUGGUGGAUUGUCUAUCAUACACCAUCCUGAAGGUGUUGAAGCAGCUAAAAACUGUUUCAUAGACCUAGAAUCGAAUAUGCCUGAAGAAGUUAAUAGGAGGAAGAUGUUGCAGCGAAAAGCAGGCAACAGUUUUGGUUCUUUCCCUAGCAAUGAUCAAAUUGAACUACUCCAGUCUUUGUUUAAUGGCCAAGGUGUGGCAUCUCGCACCACUGAGCAGCUCCACUCUCUUCUCAAAGUCCCACAUAAUGAGGAGCAUAAACAAAUUAUGGGAAUUGGUUUUCAGCACGAAGGAACCAACAAUCUGAUGGAGAGCAGUCAGUUUUCUGGUCAGUUUCAUGAUCAGAUACCUGCACCACAUGCACUUUCACACGACCAGCAGAGACAAAUUGACGUCUAUGGUCAAGGAAACAUGUCAGACAACAUUUACUCCAAUGGACGUGGAUUCUUGAUGCAGCGGCCGGACUGGAACCCCAAUUGUGCUCAGAUUGGAGUUACCCCACAGCCCCGGUUGAGCACUGGCCCUUUGUUAAAUCAGAACUGGCAAUUUAGGAGUAUGUGGGCAAACACAAAUGGUGUCGGAUGUACAAGUCAAGGCAGUCAAACCGGGACCGAAAGAGAUCCGAGGCUUCUUCGAGUUGUUAAUAACGCGGAGCAGAUAGUUCAUAGGGGGAGUAGUUCAGAUCAAAGCUUAUUCUCUGUUCUCUCUCAAUGCAGUCAAUUGCGCCAUUCCAGAUCUGCUUUCGAGCCAGAAAGUUCGAGUGAUCAAGUGGUUGCACCUGGUAACUACGGAAUGCUGAUGGGGGGAGGUACAACUCAGGUUGGCAGCAAUUUGGUUCAGCCUGCGAACCCGCUUGAUUACUUGAGCGGUAGCAACCCGGUAACAUCUUUGAUGCCAGAUGAUGUAGCGUGGAUGAACCAGAGCCGCCAGAACUCUGGUCUACAUGACCCACUAGGCAAGCUGUAUCCAAGGUCAUGGAAUCCGUAAGUUAUAUAUUCUUCUGAAGUUUUGCGUUGCAGAAGAAGCACCUGGAAUAUACAAAACCCAACUUGGGUUCUUAGUUUCUUUUAUGUGCCUGUACAUACAAAGAUACAGAGGAACUUUGGUUUUGUACAUAUUUAGAUUUUGAGAUAUGGAUUAGGAAGAAAAUGAGGAUGCUCCAGGUACCUUUUGACUUUUACAUUUUGUCUUCUCACCCUCUCUCUCAAGUAUUGUUUAAUUCCUUUUGGCAUAAAAAUGUUGGACAAUACCAA